AUGGCGCAAGACGGCACUAGGGGCUCUAAAGACAAUAAUAGCUCUAAGGAAGAGUUCUGCGAUCUUAGUUGUUUAGGCCUCGCUGAGGCGUUUCUGGCCGAGAUUUCAGUGGCGUUGCUGCUCUUCUUGGCUGAGCCGCCAUCUUUCUAA
Messenger RNA from Histoplasma mississippiense, 150 nucleotides. RefSeq lists its product with no specific name. The transcript has 2 exons. The record is from RefSeq and is a predicted model, not a curated record. Bases 1 to 150 code for a protein of 49 amino acids. Lineage: Eukaryota; Fungi; Ascomycota; Eurotiomycetes; Onygenales; Ajellomycetaceae.